This is a messenger RNA of Mugil cephalus (flathead mullet), 11975 nucleotides long. RefSeq names its product rho guanine nucleotide exchange factor 17-like. The record is from RefSeq and is a predicted model, not a curated record. NCBI's taxonomy places the organism in Eukaryota, Metazoa, Chordata, Actinopteri, Mugiliformes, Mugilidae. Gene Ontology annotation, molecular function: protein binding; guanyl-nucleotide exchange factor activity. Gene Ontology annotation, biological process: actin cytoskeleton organization.
CUAUCUCAGGCAUUAACAUGCAAAAAAAACAACAUAAGUCACGGAAAACCAAAUCAUGCCAAAAUAAGGAACCCGCAAACAGUUUGGGAAUUAGCGGUGAAUGAUGCGCUGGGCCCCUGCACGCCGAGCUAACCUAUCGAUGGGCAGAUGUUAGGCAGUGUUUGUGGGGACAACAAUGGAGAAGUUGUGUUUGUGGAGAGAUUGAGGAGUUUUGGGGCCAAAAAAAAAACUUGUAUCGCUUUUCCUCCUUGCGUGGAUGCGGUUUCGGGGAAUCGACAACAUUGGUUGCUGUUUGUCUUUCUUGUCGCGAGGCUGCGGCGCGGGGGGAAAAAAAGGACCACAACUCAAAAAAGGUGCCUGGAUGUGUACAAUGUCCGUGGGGUUAAAAUGUGUGCGUGAACUGUAACAAAGAAAGACAUGAACAAUGGCAGAAAGAGAGACGAAGAAGAACGCGGCCGUGUACCGCAGCGUCUCUUUCAAAAAGUUGGGGUCCUGGGGCGACAGCCGGAGCGAAGACCAGCAGCACGAAUCAGAGGGUUUGGAGGCGGUUGGCGUCGCCCUCCCCCCGGAGCCAGGCAAAGCGGAGCAGCCCUCGGCGACGCGUAAUGUCAGUGUGUCAAGGAAAGUUUCCAAAAUCUCUGCCACCGCCGGCCUCCCGACCGCAGACCCGAAGAGAGUCUCCUCCGCUCUCCUCUCCUCUAUUUCUCCAUCCAUCCGCCAACUUACUGAGAAGUUCAGCAGCAGCGGCGGCGGCAGCGGCUCCGCCAGGACGCGCAGAGCUUCGCCGGGAGACGGUGCGGCUGUGACGCGGGGGAGCAGCACUCUUCCCCGGGCUAGAGGCUCCAGGAGAGACGGCUCUCGUAAAUCUUUUCACGAAGACAGCGGCGGCGGCGGCGGAUAUUUCUUUGAUAGCGAUACUGCGAACACUUUUCCGGACAAUAAAGGGCCGAAGUUUCACUCAGGCACCGACUCUGUGUCGGGCUCGGACUCUGAGAGGAGAAGCGAGAAGCUGAUUUUUGCACGUUUGUCGACCGACAGCAGCUCUGGUAAGAGAGAUUAUUCCCAGAUCGAUGCACUUCCCCCUGAUCUCAGAAAAAGUUUGACUGCAGAUGAGGAGGGUGAUAUUGUCAGCAGAGGGGUUCCUCCACCCUGCAAAUCUCAUAGAAGUUACCUCUCCCCGCACCCCAUCGACUUUAUUCCCCUGCACUCUGACAAGUGGCCCAGUGUUACCAAAAUUAGACAGAUUUUCGAUGAGGGACAAGGCAAAGCUUUGCAGCAGCAGCAGCAGCACAGGACUGACUUUUGUGAGAGUUUAAAAGCAGCUGGCAGAGGCCAUCAUCUACAUGAGCUCGGGCCUGGUGACAGCGCUCCACUCUCUGAUAGAAGUGACACACUGUCAUUUUGCAUAUCUGUUAAUGAUGCCACUGGCCUGCCUUUAAGUGACAGAAGCAUAGGUGGAGCACAAAGCAGAGAAAACCGCACUGGUAAAGAGGCUGCUAGUUAUGGCGUGGACUUUUAUUCCAAAGCUGACCACCAUCAGUACUCGAACGAUGAAGAAGCUGAUUUAGAGACACAGAGGCGAAAUAACAAAGUGUCUGGCAGAAAUACUUUUCAGAGCGGCAGCAGCAGUAGCGGUCGCAGUCACCACCUUAGGAUUAACUCAUCUCCAUACAGAUCUCGUAGUCCCAGCGUUGAGGCGGAGGCGGCACACAAGACUCCAAGGGCGACAGGAUUGACAUCUGACCCCGGCCCUGACCUUCAACCCCCUGCUACUUCGUCUUGGAGUCCAUCAGCGAGCUUAGACACCUCCUCCUGCUCCUCCUCUCUUCUCCAGGAGAUGAGGAGGGAGAGAAGGGAUAGACAGGGGGUCGGGCUGCCCAGGGAUAGUUUACAUUCCUCACAUAGCUCCUGUAGAGCACCAGCCCCCACCUCCUUCUCCCCCUCCACUGCUUCAGUUCCAGAUAAAGCCAUUACCUCCUCCUCCUCUACUGUAGCUCCCUCCUCUGAGCUAAGAGCCCUAGCUAGAGUUGUUUCUCCCCUCAGCUCCCGCUGGAGGUUCAGCUCUGGAGACGAAGAGGAGGAGCACACUUGGCGACGAAAAGGAGGCGGUUGGAGCGUUCCCUCUGGCCUCUCUCCUUCCAUCUCCAGCAGAGGAGGAGAGAGGGGUCCUACAGAGAGAGGGGGUAGUUAUUUAUCCCGCAGCAAAAAUGGCUGGUGGGGUGCUAAGGGCAUUGGCAGGUCUUCAGGCAGUGAAGAGGACAGUCCUAGUUCUUUAGGCCCCGACUGUCGAGAGGCAGUGCGCCGCCGUUCUCUGAGAAAGAAGAAGAAGGUCGGCGGCUCUGCACUAGCAACGGGCCGCGACGAUUACAAUGAUCAUGAUGGCGAAUCAGAAGACAGUGACAGUGACACGGCCGUGACAAUGGAGCACUUAGAGAGGCACCACCAGCAAAACGCGGGCGGAGAUUUUCCAGCAACGGUUUCUCGGAGCCAUUCGGCGAGAGAGCCCAGCAGCCAUAGAGCCAGGGUGCAGCAAUGGGAGCGCAUCUCCUCACCUGUGACUUCCACGACACUUCCUGGUGUAUCACGAGUGUCAAAGGUCAACAUACCCCCCUUUCUUUCCAGCCCUGGUGAUUCACAUUGCAGCAGCCGAUACUCGAGCACUGAGACACUGAAAGAGGAGGACCAGGCCAGCUGCGGCAACCGUGUAGCAAAUAUGUUUUAUAGUACGGGUGGAGCAGAAGGUAGCACUAGCAGAUCCUCCUCCAUGCUGAGUAAAACUUACCAUGGGAAUUUUACCAUGUAUCGCUCCCCGAGUUUUGGCCAUGGGGAUAACUUCUCCCGUAACCCUGUACGUGUGCGUCCUAAAAUUGUGCCAACAGUUCCCCCUUUACCCAGUGUACUUAGUAGGGCAUCUUCAGCAGUUAGAGGAGGUGAGACCACGGUAUUAAGGAAAACCACGGGAACAGACGGGGUUAAUGAUAAGGAUAAAAACCCAAUUUCCAUGUCCAACCCUGAUAUCGCCUCAGAAACUAUGACGCUCUUGAGCUUUCUGAAAUCUGACCUGUCGGAGCUCAAAGUGCGGAAGACAAGCGGAGGAGACAGAUCUGGGGUUGUGGAGGGGUCAUCGGUGUACAGGAUGGGCUCAGGGGGCCACGGCGGGACCCUUCUAUCAUCAGGUCGUCGGCCAUCACUCAAAGACCUGACCGCCACUCUGCGGCGUGCAAAGUCCUUCACUUACUCAGACAAACCCACACCGGCCGUGAGGUGUUACCUGACAGGCAGCACCACAAAGAGGAGCUCCUCUGAGCAGCAACUUGACUUGGAUGGCGAGAGCAGUGGAGGGGGAGUGGCGUUGUCAGAUAGGGAAGUGGAAAGUGAUGGGGGGGAUUUUAGGGUCGGGAGAGGACAAAGAAUGAAGGAUUACGGAUUUGAUGAUGACGAUGAAGUGAUGCCAACUCCUUUGCAGGAGAGAUAUGUGCAGGAAGCCAGGCAGGUCAUUCAAGACAUCUGCCAAAUGAGUAAGAGGGAUGAUGAUGAUGACGUAGAUGUAAGCAGAAAUGAAGAUGCACAGGGGGGUGAAUGUUUGCAGGUAAAGAAAGCAAAUGAGGAGAAGGAGAAAGAACGAGGGAGUGUGAGGGAUAAGGUAAGGGCAGACCAAGAGCCUGAGUUUGAGAACACAAAAGACAGGGAUAAACAUAUGAGAGAGAGAGAGAACAGGGAGAGUGAGAGGGAUGGACAAAGUAUGCAGCUGGAGAAACUAAACAGUGGGGGCACAGAGUACUGGGAGAAGUCAAAGAAACAGAGCAGAGAGCCGGAGAGAGCCUUGCUGAAGGGUGACUCGGAGGAAAGCAUGUUCUACGACCGCUCUGUGGAUGAACUUUCAGGGCAUGAGUCGAGUUUAACAGAUGAAGGGAUUGUGACAGAGCCAGAGACAGGCCCCGGCGACCUCUCAGAGAGGUCAUUCCAUGGCUCCGCAGGGGUUAACUUGGGGUCAAGAAUCGCUAGGGAUGUGUUAGGGCAGCCUGUCACUGUUUGGAGGCAGUCGGCUCUCCAUGAGGUGGAAGCAUUUAAGCAGGAUGGGGAAAAGAACACAGAGAACAGCUUGAGUUGUUCCAAUCGUCUGAAUGAAGUCGCUGUACCCAGCUCCUUGCCUCAUCCUCCGCUUAAGGCUGAGAGUGGCGGUGUUAACAACGAGCUGAGCGCUACCACUGGCAUCAACAACAUUGACACAGCUAGUGAGGGGACCCACUCCAGCAGCUCUGUGUCACAGGGGUCAGCAGCCACCACAGGAGGAGGAUUCGAAGCCCCUGCGACCCCAAGCUCUGUCCGUCGAAGACGCAAGUUCUCCCCCUCUGGUAACAACAACACAGGCUCUGACUCCAGUAAUGGCAGUAAUGCAGAGUCAACAACAGCAGCUGUAGGAAAUGGGGAGUCUACAGUCUACCGUUCUCUCAGUGACCCCAUGCCUCAGCGGCGCUGUUCUGUGGCAGAAGAAGGCAACAACAAUUUUUCAUCUGUAGACAGCAACCUGUUAGGAUCACUAUCUGUCAAAGGAGUAGGAGGUGCUCCAGAGGCCUCUGCUGUGGCUACAUUAUCAGAAUACAAGGGCAGCGUAGCCAGUGACUUAUCUGUGUACAGCGAUGGCGGACUCCGUGAUGACACCAUUCGUGACUACAGUGGAGUUAUUAGGAACAUUGUAGCUGAACCAGGUGCAAUGGACAGACUGAUGACGGAUGACCAUAACAAUGGCAAAGUCCCCAAGAAGAAGUCAUUCAGUGACCCCAGUCGCCGUAGCGAUGCCCCUUUCCUUUCCCAGAUUGAUCCUCUGACCAAAGGUCAGACCGGCAGCUCUCAACCAAUCAGUGAGCUAGAUCAACCUGCCCAGAUUCCACCGUCCAGUAGUGAGCCAAUCCUAACCGAGCAGAGAGAGGAACUAUGGGAACCAGAAGCUAAGUCCACUCAUGCCUUGCAGAAGCAACUGCUUCAUCACGGAAACAGAGUAAAGAUAGUUCGUUCGCAGUCCGAGUGCACGCCGCCUCCUGAUAAUCACGAUGAUGAGGAAGAUGACGCAAUAGACCAAGGUGAGGAGGAUGAGGUGCAGAAGUUUAACUUUGACCUAAAACUAGCUGGUGUUCUGUCCCCCCGAAUGAUUCGUCGGCCUACCAGAAAGCGUCCAAACAGGUUGGCGUUUAUUCCUCACGAGGAUCCAUUUGAGCCCCCAGAUCUGUGUUCAGAGCGGCAGGACGAUCACAACAUUCAACCUCAGCUCACCUCUCCUCCUCCGCAAAUGCAAACUAAAGCUAAAACCAAAUCCAAACAUGUCCGCCAUGCCAGUGAACCCGCCACCUUCAUCCCCAUUUCCCCACCUCCCCCACUCCAGCCCCUGAAGGAAGCAGACUGCUUCACUGUCCGAUCAAAUGCAGAACCUCCAACUUCGAGCAAGCCCCCAGGGGACGAAGCCCCAUCUCUGGAGCAUGUGACACAGAAAUAUAUUCUCCAGCUAAGCACCACUGAAAGGGACACUGAGGGCCCGGGGCCUCCAUCAGCUGCCAGGGAUGGAGUUCAGGCUUCAGCGUCGGCUUCAGAUCCCGCCGGCGAUCCCAGCGCCAGUGGAGUUACAGAAGCUGGAGCUCAGAAGAAGUGCACAGAGGACUCUGCACCUGUUCCUGCUCCACAGAGGACCAAGCCCAGAGUGGACAUGAGGAAACAUGUGAUGAUGACCCUCCUGGACACAGAGCAGUCAUAUGUGGAGUCCCUACGCACUCUCAUUCAGGGCUACAUGCGUCCUCUCAAACAGCCGGACGGCGGCUCCAUAGUUGACCCUCUGCUGGUGGACGAGAUGUUCUAUCAGAUCCCAGAGAUCCUGGAGCACCACGAGCACUUCCUGGAUCAGGUCUCCGGCUGCGUCAGCCAAUGGCACGACAGGCAGACCAUUGGACACAUCCUCAUCCAAUCGUUCUCCAAGGAGGCUCUUGCUAACAUGUACUCGGCCUACAUUGACAACUUUCUCAACGCCAAAGAUGCCGUGAGGAUCGCCAAGGAGGCCAAGCCAGCGUUCCACAAGUUCCUGGAGCAAAACAUGCGUGAGAACAAGGAGAAGCAGGCUCUGGGCGACCUGAUGAUUAAACCUGUGCAGAGGAUUCCUCGAUACGAGCUGCUGGUUAAGGACUUGCUGAAGCACACUCCAGAGGAUCACCCGGACUACUCGUUCCUGCUGGACGCCCAGCGUGACAUCAAGCGUCUGGCGGAGAAGAUCAAUAAGGGACGUCGCUCUGCUGAGGAGGCGGAGAGGGAGGCCAGGGUGAUCCAGGAGAUUGAGGCGCACAUAGAGGGAGUCGAACAUAUCCUGAACCCCCAGAGGAAGUUCUUGAGACAGGAAAUGGUCAUGGAGGCGAAGUCAGUGGGCGGAAAGAAGGACCGUUCACUCUUCCUCUUCAGUGAUCUGAUCAUCUGCACCACUCUCAAGAGGAAGUCUGGCUCAUUAAGGCGCAGCUCCAUGAGUCUAUACUCCGCUGCGAGUGUGAUUGAUACUUCCAGUAAAUACAAGUUCCUGUGGAAACUUCCUCUGGAGGACGUGGAAGUGGUGAAAAGCUCCGCUCAGACCACAAACAAGGAGAGCAUCCAGAAGACGAUAGGCCGUUUAGAUGAGGAUCUCAGCACCCUGGGGCAGAUCAGCAAACUGUCUGAGACCCUCAGCUUCCCACACCAGUCCCUGGAUGAGGUCAUUAAGGACCUGAUGGCGUCAGUGCACAGGGAGCUGUCUGACAAACAGUCCCUGGCCUUCAGUAUGACCUUCCUGCCAACAAAGCUGGAGUUCACCACGGCCUCCGCCGAGAGCAGCUUCAUCUUUGAGUUCUCCUCUCCCGACGCUCGCUCCGGCUUCGAACAAGCCUUCGAGGAUGCCAAGAAGAAGUUAGCCAUGAAUAAGGACCAGUGGGACCCGGAGUUCCUGAAGGCUAUUCCCAUUAUGAAGACACGCAGUGGAAUGCAGUUUUCGUGUGCGUCUCCCAGCCACAGCUGUCCCGACAGCGGCUGUGAAGUGUGGGUGUGUAACAGUGACGGAUACGUCGGACAGGUUUGUCUGCUGAACAUCAAGGAUGAGCCCACAGUGGAGGCCUGCAUCGCUGUCUGCUCAGCCAGGAUCAUAUGUAUCGCUGCCGUACCAGGACUGAAGGGAAGGGAGCGUGGGUCAGAGCCGGCCGUCGCCAUCACCUCCGGAGCAGCGGGUCACGGUCAGCAGCAGCUCCACAUAUCUAUCUCUCAAACAACUCUAGAGCUGACGGAGCAGCCUACAGGACCGGGGGCCGAGCUUGUUCCAUUUGACAGCGAUGACACCGAUGACGAAGAUUCACCCAGUCCCUCUUCCACUCUGCAGAGUCAGGCCAGUCACUCCACCAUAUCAUCCAGCUACGGCAACGACGAGGGUCCGGGCUCCAAGGACAUGGCCACGGAGACCACCAGCAGCGAGGAAGAGCAGGAGUUCCCCGUGGCGAGCUCCUACGGAGCUCAGGGGAUGUUGGGGGUCGGCGGAGGAAGCCGGGCUAACGCAGAGAGCCCCAUGGACGGGCGCGCCAUGCGCCGAUCCUCUCGGGGGUCUUUCACCAGGGCGAGCCUGGAGGAUCUGCUCAGCAUCGACCCGGAGGCCUAUCAGAGCUCCGUGUGGCUGGGCACGGAGGAUGGAUGCAUCCAUGUGUACCAGUCCUCGGACAACAUCCGCAAUCGCAAGAACAGCAUGAAGAUGCAACACUCGGCCUCCAUCCUCUGCAUCCUGUAUUUGGACAACAAAGUGUUUGUGUCCUUGGCAAACGGAGAGGUGAUUGUGUAUCAGAGAGAAGCAGGUAGUUUCUGGGACCCUCAGUCUUCUCAGACGUUAGUCCUGGGUUCACCCACUAAUCCUGUCACUAAAAUGGUUCCAGUGGGGGGGAAGCUCUGGUGUGGAUCCCAGAACAGGGUCCUGAUCAUCAACACGACUACCCUGGCACAAGAGCACUGGUUCCAGGUGGGCACAGACAGCAGCCGGUGCGUGACGUGCAUGGUGGCGUACGGUCAGGGCGUGUGGCUGGCGUUGCAGGGCAGUGCUCAGGUCAAACUGUACCACGCUCAGACCUGGGAGAGCCUGACGGAGGUGGACGUGGCUCCGGCUGUGCACAAGAUGCUUGCAGGCGCUGAUGCGAUCAUCCGACAGCACAAGGCUGCCUGUCUGAGGAUCACAGCCCUGCUGGCCUGUAAGGAUCUGCUGUGGAUCGGCACCAGCGCAGGAGUCGUCCUGACGCUGGCGAUCCCAGCAGUGAGCUCAGGAACCGUGGCCGGGACGCUGAAAUCCCCCCUGGUGCCGAUGGGCUCGGCUCACGGACACACGGGCCACGUUCGGUUCCUGACAUCGAUCGAACUACCAGAAGGGUUUGACAUGAACUUCCCUCCCACAUCAACGGACUCUACAGGUAACCAGUCCCAGAGCAGCAGCACAGUUGAAGGAAGCCUCCAAAGGCACGACUCGGCGCGCCGCAGAGCUUCCGCCCACAUCCCUCCAAAAACCAACCACCUCGUCAUUUCCGGCGGCGAUGGCUACGAGGACUUCAGGCUGACCAGUAGCAGUGAGACGGUUGGACGGGACGACAGCACCAACCACCUUUUGCUUUGGAGGGUCUGAGGCUCGCCCCAAAACCCGUCUAGAAACUGAGACCGGCGCAUAAGAUCCCCCCUAACCCCGCCGGACUCCUCACUUUUUCGGUGUCGUCGUUUCGGUUUUCUGCUCGGUCCACCGGUCUCUAUGUGCAUAAAGUGGCUGUCGGCUCCCUCCUCGGACCUACUGCUGAGUACGACCCUGUUUUCCUGUGUCAGCGUUUCUGAUGCCGUGCUUGUCUGUGGGUGUGUAUUUCAUUUGCCGUCAUCUGCGGUUUAAAAAAAAUAAAUUAAUAAUUACUAAAAGUCUUUAAACACAAGUCUUGACUGAAAAAAAAAGAAGACAGCGAAGGGGAAAAUUCAACUUCGAGGCGUGUCUUCAGACUGCUGUGGACUUUUCUGCGAGAGUGUCGUUGCACAGGAAAAUGGAAGAGGACGUUUAAAGUGAACCUUAAGCAUGUGCUUGUCCUUUGAAACUCUUGAGUUGUUUGGACACUUUACUCCAUUGUCGCUUCAUCUUCAGAAGAAAAAAAAAAGAAAAAGGAUGAUCGGAGGUAUAUAUCUUGACAAAACGUAUGAAUAUUUAUGAGCGGCAACUAUGAGAAACCUACCAACAGAUUGUAGUUUGAGGUGUUUUGUGAAUGACGGGUGUUUUUCGGCUAGAGUCCACGGUUAUUGGAGUAAUUUAUCAGACAGAUAAGUGUUAUAUUCCGCCUUAAACCAGAUCUGAGAUCAGAUCUUUCCGGCUCCAGUAGGGAUGAAAUCAUAUCAAUCCCCCAAUCGCUGAUCAUAGGUGUGAGACCGCUGACGUCACCUUUCAUCCUACUGAAGUGGCAUCAUGUAAUGUUAAGUGCAAUAUGUGGCAAGGGUAUCUAACAAGACAGUAAAUAUAAUCCCGUACAUGAAUGCACGGCCAUCACUCGCUCAGUUAGAAGACAUUUGUGAAAAACGUGAAGCGGCGUCCCCACUCCUGGUAGAGGGAAAGGAAAAAAAAGUGCAUUGGAGACAUUCCUCCUCAACGCAACUAUGCCAAAGCCUUGUGUGUGUUCAUGUUUUGACGUUUCUUUUGCCAUGAAUGAUUUAUUUUUUUUUUUCUCUAAACGUUUCGUCACGAGGGACAGGGAUACUCUUUAAAGAUGACGCUUAGGCUGCGGUAGCACAUAAAGAUAGUAAUGUACAGUAUUUAUGGUUUUGAUUUUAGCGCCUUCUUUUACAGCACUUAAUUUAUAGAAGAUGUAGCUUUCACUUUUUCUUUUCCUUUUUUUCUCGAAGUGAAGAACGAGGAGGACAGAAUAGGCUUGAAUAGAUGAUGAACGGGCGUAAGGGCGUACGGGCACUAGAGGUGCAAGGACGCGCUUCACUCGGUACGACGCACAGGGCAGCUGGGUGACUCUUUCAUGUGGAGGGACAAGAUCAGAGAGGGAAUAAAAAGGAAGUCGCUGCACGAUGUCCCAGACUGCAAACAGACCCAAAUGUCAAAUCAAUCCCACGACUCUAAGCUCACGGACUGACGGAGAACACGUUCACGUGCCAAAUGCUACAAUCUGAUAAUAUUUGAUCCUUUUUUUCUCCCAGCUUUUAUUUUAGAGAAAACACAGCACUGUGAGGUAUCGUUACUUCCCUGACUGCACAAACCUAUUGCCAUAGUUGUUGUUGUUGUUGUUGGAGAACAGGAUUCAUGUAGCUUGCGAGACAAGGGAGCGCACAAGAUGUAUGUCAGGAGGGUAAACGCUGAGCAACUGCACGUGCCUUCAGAAGGCUAAACGUUAAGCCAUUUUCCUCAUAAAGUCAGCUGGUAGCUACGGCAGAUGUCUGUGGAAGUGAAGGUUCACCUGUCCUUGCACACACACACACACAAACACACACAAGUUAGCCUCAGGCUUUGGGGUUAAGCAGCGAUUGUCUCUGAUCCCUCCGAGCCUAGAAAACCUCAUUGCACCUUAGCAGCCAUCUGGGCACUUCACCUCAGCUUUCCCCACUUCCAAAUGCUAUCCACAUCUCCCAGUGCGAGAGAGGGGGCUAACCGUUAAGAGGAUUAGCCUGCCACCGCGAUAGCCGCUAACUAGCGAGCGAGCAUCCGUAAGUGGGAAAGUGUGUGCACCUUCAUUAAGUGCUCAGCUAUUCAUAUAUAUAUAGAAAUAAGUUGCUUCUUUGUGGUUUUCUUCCCAAGUACACUCUCCUUUAGUGUCCUGCAACAUUAAAGUAGCAGUGUGUCUUUUUCAUUAUUUUUGCAUGAUUCACAACAUGUGUCCUCCGUGCAAAGAGCUGCCAAGAUACCCUUAACAAAAAUAAAUUGCUGUAUGUUUAUGCUGGCUGUACAGGAACAGAUGCAGAGUCAGUGCGUUAGUGCUCCAGAUCUGGCGGCCCUCGACGGUGAGUCCUCUGUUCGCCAUGUGUUUUCAUGCUCUGGUGUAAAACAUGAUUACUUGGUGUCCUUUGCCAAAACAAAAAAAAAUAGAAAAGAAGAAGAAGUUCAGCCGCUUAGUUCAAGGAUGCGAGUGUAGUUGGAGUCGGUUGCUUUGAAUUCAACUCGUUCAGAAUGUUAGAUUUUCUUUUGCCUUAAUGUUUUUUUUUUCUUCUCACUAGUCGUGCAGGUAGUUGAAGAAUUACCUUUUCAGCAGGGCCAGUUCACGUUAGUUUUGAACCCACUAAAACUGAACUAUUACACUUAAAUAUGGCCUGAAAGUGAUUAAAAGACUGAAGCAUGCUGUAAUCAUUCUUUUUUAUUUUUUGCCAUCAUAUUCAAACUCAUCCUUUCAUCACUGUAACCCCCGGCAACCCGUACGUAACCUCCUCAUGCCCGUACGUGAUCUAGGUCUUUAUUGUUGUAAAUAUUGGUACAUAUUGCCUUUUUUGUCUGUAAAUAGUGCACCCACGGUCCUCAAUUGUUGAUAUGAAUCUAAUGGCAUAUUUUUAUAUAUUUGUGUAAGGUUUGUUCGUAUUCCCCCCCCCCCUCCCCUUUGGCAUGCGCCGUCGGUCACGUUUAAAUUAUAACCGUCGUAGAAGGCAACGUGGCCUCUGUUGUCCCCCCCCCCCCCACCUCCGUGCGACUGACGAGACUUACCUGUGUUAGCUGUGUUAGCUGCAGGGCGUGGUGUUUGCCUUGUUACGGACGUCCACGGGAAAGAAGAAGAAGACAAAACAAAAUAACAUGGCGUUUGUUUUUCUUUUUUUUUUGUUGUUUUUUUUUUUGCGUUGCGUUGCGGCCUCGUCAUAACUCUGUUUUUAGUCUCUGACUCCGGUUAGCAUCUUGCAGUUGUCAUGGUUACAGUCUAUGAGAGUAACUUCAUGUAUGUAGCUGUUCUUGUUUUGUCACUGUGGGUUCCUCUUUGUAAUUAAAACAGUUCACUGGU